CCGCUGAGUCGUCAUCCCCUCCCCUCCUCCCCGACCGGCGCCCGCAGUCCCCGCCUCCCCGGCCGCCGCCUCCACGGGGCGGGGCCCUGGCCCGGGACCAGCGCCGCGGCUAUAAAUGGGCUGCGGCGGGGCCAGCAGAACGCUGUGACAGCCACACGCCCCAAGGCCUCCAAGAUGAGCUACACGCUGGACUCGCUGGGCAACCCGUCCGCCUACCGGCGGGUCACCGAAACCCGCUCGAGCUUCAGCCGCCUGAGCGGCUCCCCGUCCAGCGGCUUCCGCUCGCAGUCGUGGUCCCGCGGCUCGCCCAGCACCGUGUCCUCCUCCUACAAGCGCAGCAUGCUCGCCCCGCGCCUCGCCUACAGCUCAGCCAUGCUCAGCUCCGCCGAGAGCAGCCUCGACUUCAGCCAGUCCUCGUCCCUGCUCAACGGCGCCUCCGGGCCGGGCGGCGACUACAAGCUGUCGCGCUCCAACGAGAAGGAGCAGCUGCAGGGGCUGAACGACCGCUUCGCCGGCUACAUCGAGAAGGUGCACUACCUGGAGCAGCAGAACAAGGAGAUCGAGGUGGAGAUCCAGGCGCUGCGGCAGAAGCAGGCCUCGCACGCCCAGCUGGGCGACGCGUACGACCAGGAGAUCCGCGAGCUGCGCGCCACGCUCGAGCUGGUGAACCACGAGAAGGCUCAGGUACAGCUGGACUCGGACCACCUGGAGGAAGACAUCCACCGGCUCAAGGAGCGCUUCGAGGAGGAGGCACGGCUGCGAGACGACACCGAGGCGGCCAUCCGCGCGCUGCGCAAAGACAUCGAGGAGGCGUCGCUGGUCAAGGUGGAGCUGGACAAGAAGGUGCAGUCGCUGCAGGAUGAGGUGGCCUUCCUGCGGAGCAAUCACGAAGAGGAGGUGGCCGACCUGCUGGCCCAGAUCCAGGCGUCGCACAUCACGGUGGAGCGCAAAGACUACCUGAAGACAGACAUCUCGACGGCGCUGAAGGAGAUCCGCUCCCAGCUCGAGUGCCACUCCGACCAGAACAUGCACCAGGCCGAAGAGUGGUUUAAAUGUCGCUACGCCAAGCUCACCGAGGCGGCCGAGCAGAACAAGGAGGCCAUCCGCUCCGCCAAGGAAGAGAUCGCCGAGUACCGGCGCCAGCUGCAGUCCAAGAGCAUCGAGCUAGAGUCAGUGCGCGGCACCAAGGAGUCCCUGGAGCGGCAGCUCAGCGACAUCGAGGAGCGCCACAACCACGACCUCAGCAGCUACCAGGACACCAUCCAGCAGCUGGAAAAUGAGCUUCGGGGCACAAAGUGGGAAAUGGCUCGUCAUUUGCGGGAAUACCAGGAUCUCCUCAACGUCAAGAUGGCUCUGGAUAUCGAGAUCGCUGCGUACAGAAAACUCCUGGAGGGUGAAGAGACCAGGUUUAGUACAUUUGCAGGAAGCAUCACUGGGCCGCUGUAUACGCACCGACAGCCCUCAGUCACAAUAUCCAGUAAGAUUCAGAAAACCAAGGUCGAGGCUCCCAAGCUAAAGGUCCAACACAAAUUUGUGGAGGAGAUCAUAGAGGAAACGAAGGUGGAGGAUGAGAAGUCAGAAAUGGAAGACGCCCUGACCGCCAUUGCGGAGGAAUUGGCCGUUUCCGUGAAAGAAGAGGAGAAGGAAGAGGCAGGAGAAAAGGAAGAGAAAGAAGAAGCUGAAGAAGAAGCUGUAGCUGCCAAGAAAUCGCCAGUGAAAGCCGCCGCACCCGAAAUUAAAGGAGAGGAGGAAGGGGAAAAGGAGGAAGAAGAAGGCCAAGAGGAAGAAGAAGAGGAGGAAGAUGAGGGCGCUAAGUCGGACCAAGCUGAAGAGGGCGGCUCGGAGAAGGAAGCCUCCAGUGAAAAAGAGGAAGGUGAACAGGAAGAAGAAGGAGAAACUGAGGCUGAAGGUGAAGGAGAGGAAGUGGAAGCCAAGGAGGAAAAGAAGAUUGAGGAAAAGCGUGAGGAAGUGGCGACCAAGGAGGAGCCGGUGGCAGAAGCCAAGGUGGGAAAGCCAGAAAAAGCCAAGUCCCCGUUGCCAAAAUCACCAGUUGAAGAGGCGAAGCCCAAGCCCGAAGCUGCAGUGGGCAAAGCUGAACAGAAAGAGGCAGAGGAGAAAGAAGCAGCCAAGGAAUCUCCCAAGGAAGAGAAGGUCGAGAAGAAGGAAGAGAAGCCGAAGGAUGUGCCGGCUAAGAAGAAAGCUGAGUCCCCGGUGAAGGAGGCCGCGGAGGAGGUGGUCACUGUCACCAAAUCAAUAAAGGUACACGUGGAGAAAGAAGUCAAGGAAGAGGAGAAGCCACAGGAGAAAGGGAAGGAGAAAGCGGAGGAGGAGGGAGGGGGUGAGCAGGAAGGGAGCGACCAAGGUUUGAAGGAAUCCAAGAAGGAAGACAUAGCUGUCAAUGGGGAGGUAGAAGGGAAAGAGGAGGAAGAGCAGGAAACCAAGGAAAAAGGCAGUGGCAGAGAAGAGGAAAAAGGCGUCGUCACCAAUGGGUUAGACCUGAGCCCGGCAGAUGAAAAGAAAGGGGGUGACAGGAGCGAGGAGAAAGUGGUGGUGACCAAAACGGUAGAAAAAAUCACCAGUGAGGGGGGAGAUGGUGCUACCAAAUACAUCACUAAAUCGGUCACUGUCACUCAAAAGGUCGAGGAGCAUGAAGAGACCUUUGAGGAGAAAUUAGUGUCUACUAAAAAGGUAGAAAAAGUCACUUCACACGCCAUAGUAAAGGAAGUCACCCAGGGUGACUAAGAUUUUGAGUCCAUUGCAAAAGGUUAAGCCAUAUGACAAAUUUCAAAAUGCAUGUGAUUGGCAGCUUCAAAAUAGAACGGGUUCUCCCAUGGGGGCUCCAGACAUUGUAUUUUACUUUGUGCAAUAUGAGGGGACUGCAUGCAAGCUCAGGGUGCUCCCUCUUCAGUCUUUGGGGGAUUCAAAUGCAUGAUAUCGUAGGUACCUGGGGAAUUUGCCAAUUUCCUAAGCUGUUGGAAGGGGGGCACUUGGGGGGAUGUCUUGAGAUGUAUUAUGCAAAGUACCAACUGAGCCAAAAAUAAUAAAUGAAACACAGAACUCUCUUAGCCUUAAGAAAGCUAUAUAUGAAUAAUUAUGUUUACCUCACUGGUGCAUUUAGAGUGGAGUUUUGUUCAUGGGAGAACCUCUGUUGACAUGCACAGUUUGCAAUCUUAUGUUGAUUGAUGUUAAACGUCACAGCAGUACUUGCUCAAUAAAGGUCAUAUUGGAAACAUAG
This is a messenger RNA of Propithecus coquereli (Coquerel's sifaka), 3235 nucleotides long. RefSeq names its product neurofilament, medium polypeptide (gene NEFM). Gene Ontology annotation, molecular function: structural constituent of cytoskeleton. NCBI's taxonomy places the organism in Eukaryota, Metazoa, Chordata, Mammalia, Primates, Indriidae. Bases 175 to 2742 code for a protein of 855 amino acids. Gene Ontology annotation, biological process: neurofilament bundle assembly. The transcript has 3 exons. Gene Ontology annotation, cellular component: intermediate filament; postsynaptic intermediate filament cytoskeleton; axon. The record is from RefSeq and is a predicted model, not a curated record.